This is a messenger RNA of Knipowitschia caucasica, 2385 nucleotides long. The record is from the annotation of a GenBank genome assembly. Lineage: Eukaryota; Metazoa; Chordata; Actinopteri; Gobiiformes; Gobiidae.
AUGCCACAUCGCUGCGUGGCUUUCGGCUGUGGUAAAACUGCUGAAGAUGGCGUGACGUUGUAUAAGUUUCCAAAGGACCAAGAGGAGUUUUCCAAAUGGGAGAGGCAGGUCCAGCGCACCCGUAGGUCUUGGACUGCUUCCUCCAGCUCCCGGCUCUGCAACGAGCACUUUGGCUGGGACUACUUCAUCCCUGGAAGCCAAAAGCUCAGGGUGGGAGCAGUGCCCACGGUGUUUGAUAGUCCAUUCUGUACUUUCUGUUAUGGAGCCGGCUGCGUUCAAUGUCUGCCAUCCACACACUGCCGUACGACAAAGCCCACAUCACCGGAGCCUAUGAGCUUUACCAAAAAGAAGCCAAAGGCCACAGACCGCACGAUGAAAGAAGGAAUAAUAGCGACGUGUGAAAUGUGUGAAAGCAUCGGUGACAUCCAAACCUUUUACUCCAAAACCAAACGCUUCUGCAGCGCGUCCUGCUCCCGCUCCUUUUCCUCCAACUCUAAGAGGUCUUCAAUUUUGGCUCAACUCCAGGGGCGACCUCCCACAAAGAAAAACUUACUUCUGAAGAAGAAGAAGUCGCACCCGCCCCUGCCCCCCUCAGGGUUUGACUGGGGAUAUUACCUAAACCGGGAAACGUCUCUUGGUGCAUCAGUCUCGUGCUUCCAACAUGCUCCGAUGUGGGACCAGUGGGAUGAAGUCGCAGUGGGGACUAAAGUGGAGGUCCUGAAUACGAAUGCUGUCCUGCCCAGUAAAGUCUACUGGAUCGCUACGAUCAUCCAAAUUGCAGGAUACAAAGUUCUUCUGCGGUACGAAGGCUUUGAGCAUGACAGCUCCUAUGACUUUUGGAGUAGUCUUGUCUCUGGAGAACUGCAUCCGAUCGGUUGGUGCGCGAUGACCACCAAGCUCCUGGUGCCCCCUCAAGAUGUCAAAACGAGUAUUAGUGAUUGGAAAGAGUACCUGAUGCAGAAGCUGGUGGGAGCCCACACGAUCCCUGUGGACUUUUACAUAAAGCUGUCGGAGAGCCUGCGGUGCCCCUUCAGGUGUGGCAUGAGAGUGGAGGUGGUGGACCCCAAACACAUCAGCCGCACCCGCGUGGCCAUCGUGCACUCGGUGUUUGGAGGGCGGCUGCAGCUGGUCUACGCCGACCAGAGAGACGCUCCGGAGAACACCAAGGCCGUGUUCUGGUGCCACAUGUCCAGUCCUCUGCUCCACCCCAUCGGCUGGUCCAAGAGUGUGGGCCAUCCCAUUAAACCUCCAGCUAAUAGUAUGGAGGCAAACCCUUUGAAGGGUUUCUCUGACUCUAAUGCAGAACUAUUUAAAAAGCCGAGAUACGUCUAUAUGUACGGGACGUUCUUUGAAAAGGGGAUGAAACUUGAGGCCAUAGAUCCGCUCAAUCUGGGCAGCAUCUGUGUGGCCACCGUGCAGAAGGUGCUGCUGGACGGGUACCUGAUGGUGGGCAUUGACGGCAGCAUCGUGGCAGAUGGAUCAGACUGGUUCUGUUACCACGCCUCGUCUCACGCCAUCCUCCCCAUCGGGUUCUGUGAGAAGAACAACAUCCCCCUCACCGUGCCUCAUGAUUAUGAAUCCAGGACGUUCAGUUGGCCCGAGUAUCUGCGAGAGAAGCGCGCCCAAGCAGCACCUGCACAUCUGUUUAACUAUGAGUACCCCGGCCACAGCUUCUCGCCCCACAUGAAGCUGGAGGCUGCGGACCUGAUGCAGCCGAACCUGGUGUGCGUUGCCAUGGUGAAGCGUUGUGUGGGGAGGCUGCUGCUCAUCCACUUCGACGGCUGGGACCAAGAGUACGACCAGUGGGUGGACUGUCAGUCUCCAGACAUCUACCCCAUCGGCUGGUGCGAGCUGGUCAACGUGCAGCUGCAGCCGCCGCCGGGGCUCGUUGACUUGAUCGAGCAGCUACGAGUCAAAAAGGACAAGCCUCCCUUUGGAACCAGAAAGAAGAGACGUUUUGGAAGGAGAGCGUCUUCUCAGGUGAACUAUGACGACUCUUCACACGAGUCUGGGAGAGAAGAGACCCCCGGACCCUCGGAGUCCGACUCCCCCCUGAAAGCACCCGCCAUCCUGCCCAAAGUGGAGCCAGAAGACCAGCCCCAAAUCGGUGCCGUCCACGUCAAAGUGGAGGAGGUGGAGAUGGAGACCCCCAUAGACCCCACACAGGUCUCUUUGAGUAAGGUCAAAAUCGAAAACCCAGGGAUCAGCGUCACCAGCACCACCGUGUCCGGGGGGAACCUGGAGCUGUCUGGGGCCGGAGCCGAGGACUAUGACGAGGGAGAGCCCAUGGAGGGGGAGCCCAUGGGCUUUGAGUCGUACGACAGCCACAACAGUGAUGAAGAGGAGCAGAGUGACGGACACACCAGCUCCAGCGAGGAUCUCUGA